AUGCAUAAUAAGAAUGCAGUUUAUUUUGCUAAUAAUGUUGAUGUAGAUUCAGAAGAACAAUUACCUGGUACAAUGUUUUUGAAACGAGUAACAUUCGAUUAUAUUAAACGGAAUAAUAUUAAACCAAAACAACUUGAAAUAUUACGUGAUGCUUUUGGAAAUAAUACAAUUCGUAAUUAUUUUAAUAAUUUUGAAGUAUUGAAGAUGGAAUUUUUCCGACGUAAAGAAAUUCGUCAUUGGAUAGAAAGCAUUGAUUCUACAAACGGUAUUUUUUAUUAUCGAUGGGGUGAUGCUGUAUUACGAUAUCUUACUUUGGCUCUGUUUGCUGAGCAGCACGAAGUUUUGCAUCGAGUCGAUUACAAUUUUCCCUAUUGUCAUAAAUGUCGGUGA
This is a messenger RNA of Rotaria sordida, 390 nucleotides long. NCBI's taxonomy places the organism in Eukaryota, Metazoa, Rotifera, Eurotatoria, Philodinida, Philodinidae. The record is from the annotation of a GenBank genome assembly.